CUUCGAUUGAAUAGAACCCAACCCAACCAGCUUGCUAUAAAGCAGAGCAGCAGCCUUCCCACUUCAUGCACCACCAACACAACACACCUGAAACUACCCUGUCUUUCUUACCAUGAAGAAGAACGUCCCAAUUCUUACUACUCAACUUUACCUUUCCUUGUUUCUCCACAUUAUCACCUCCCUACUCGUGGCGGCUAGAGAUUCGCCACCUAUCUACACUCCGGUGGAAGAUAUCACGGUUAAAUGUGGCUAUUCCGGCAACUUAUUAAAUGAAUAUGAUGAACGAUAUUGGCACGGAGAUAUCAACUCAAACUUUUCCCCCGCAACUGGCAAUGACACAUCCAUAUUCAGAGAAGCACCUCAUUCGUACACCGUCCACCAAGUGUCUUACACCACAGCGCGCCUUUCGCGCUCUGAAUUUACUUACAGUUUUAAACUCACUUCCGGCCAAAAGUUCAUCCGCUUGUAUUUCAACCCAGUUUCAUAUGGUCCUGACUUUGACAGAUCCAAAGCCCUCUUCUCAGUCAAAGCCAGUGGCUUUACCCUUCUCCACGACUUCAACACUUCAGUCACUGCCGAUGCGUACGGAACAGAGAAGAUAUACAGAGAGUUCUGUCUCAACAUGGAGUCAUCAGAACAGAGCUUGAACAUCACCUUCACUCCGAGUCCGAGCCUAGCAAGCCCAGAUGCGUAUGCGUUUAUCAACGGCAUUGAAAUUGUAUCCAUGCCCACCAAUCUUUACUUCACUGCAGCCCAAAGCUCUGGGGUAGGACUCGUAGGAAAAAACUUCAAUUUUCACAUCGAAAACAACUCUGCUCUGGAGACGGUGCACCGAAUAAACGUUGGUGGAAAGUCAUUAUUUUUCAGUGAAGACACCGGCAUGUACCGAAACUGGGAUGGCGAGCAAGAAGAGCCCAAGUACUUAGACGAUUUAAGCAUUGAGUUUAGUGUUUUACCACAAAACACUAGUAUUGAACUCGACUUUGCCGGAAUGGUAAAGUACUCUGCUCCAAAAGAAGUUUAUCAAACGGGCCGGUCUAUGGGCAUGAACAAGACCAUAAAAAGCGUUGCCGCCAAGUCCAGAGAGCUUGCCAUUAUCGCUGGUGUAGUUUCCACCGUCACAAUUGUAAUGUUUCUUGGGUUAAUCUUGGUUUUCAGGCAACAACAGAAACUCAAAGACUCCUCGUGCUCCAGCAACAGAACAACCAACUCAUCUUUACCGUCCGCUUUGUGUCACUACUUUUCCCUGGAGGAGAUUAAAGCCGCCACCCGAAACUUCAGCGAUAUUUGUAUUAUUGGGCGCGGCGGGUUUGGCAAUGUGUAUAAAGGGUACAUCGAUGGUAGGGCUACUCCCGUUGCAAUCAAACGGCUGAAACCCGGGUCCUCGCAAGGGGCCCACGAGUUCAAGACAGAGAUCGAGAUGCUCUCCCAAUUACGCCACCGUCAUUUGGUGUCGUUGAUUGGAUAUUGUGUGGAUGAAAGUGAGAUGAUCUUAGUGUAUGAUUUCAUGGACCGUGGGACCCUUAGUGACCAUCUCUACCACAAAGAUAACCCAUCUCUUCUCUGGGAGCAACGGCUUGAGAUCUGUAUCGGGGCGGCGCGUGGACUGCAUUACCUUCACACGGGAGCAAUGUGCACAAUCAUUCACCGUGACGUGAAGAGCACCAACAUCUUGUUGGACGAGAAAUGGAUCGCUAAGGUUUCUGAUUUUGGGUUGUCAAAAAUGGGCGCCACCACCAUGUCUAACGCCUACAUAAGCACUGUGGUGAAGGGUAGUUUUGGCUAUCUAGACCCGGAAUACUAUCGUCGUCAGCAGCUGAGUGUGAAGUCUGACGUGUACUCCUUCGGUGUAGUAUUGUGUGAGGUAUUGUGUGGAAGGCCAGCGGUUGUGCGUAUGGUAGAGAGGAGGCAGAUGAGCCUGGCUGAAUGGGCCAAGACUUGUCAUCGCAAUGGGACACUUAAUGAAAUCAUUGACCCUUGCUUGAAGGGCAAGGUUGCGGGCCUUUGCUUUAAUAAAUUCGUUAAGAUUGCGAUGAGUUGCAUGCAUGAUAAUGGGAUUGAACGACCGUCGAUGGCUGACGUUGUGAGAGAGCUUGAAUUUGCUUUGAAGCUUCAACAGAGUGCAGACGACAAUAUGGACUUCAAUAUUGUUGAAAACAAUAUUUGUGAAGAUGAGGUUGCCUUCAUCAAAGACAAGGAAGGGUCUGGUAAAAGUGAGCAAAGUUGUGCGACCGACCAAUCCAUUAAAUGGAUUUCUGAGACAAUCUUCUCUGAGAUCAACAAUCCAGAUGGGAGAUGAUCUCGAUGAGCAACAACAUUUUUAAUGAAAUUUGAAGAAUCUAGCCACAAUUAAUGGGAGAUGAUUAAUGAUCAACAUCAUUUUUAAUGAAAUGAGAACAAUCUGGCUACAAUGAGAGCCUCCCUAAAAACAUAAAUA
Messenger RNA from Prunus mume (Japanese apricot), 2437 nucleotides. The record is from RefSeq and is a predicted model, not a curated record. NCBI's taxonomy places the organism in Eukaryota, Viridiplantae, Streptophyta, Magnoliopsida, Rosales, Rosaceae.